AUUGGAAAAAAUUGUAAUGAAACAUGAAAUUGAUUGAAAUAUUUAGCUGUUGAAGAUAACAGUGUACGUUGUGUUUAAUGUAUUUCACAGUAAUAAAUAACAUUGAAUAAAAUAGUAUAGAGCAAGGGUGCCCAAACCCAGGCCCGCGGGCCACGAAGUGGCCCGUCAACGCUUUUGGAUUUGCCCGCCAACAUCUAUACUCUAUAGUCUAUGACAUUUUAAAUUAUUAUUAAUAUUUCUUUUAAGUUUAAAUUUUGUUGUAUAUUUUAUUUUAUAUACGUGUGUGUAUCAAAUUAGCACUAGGACCAUUCCACACAGCAAUGUUAUCGGGUUUUCCUGUGAUGACCGGAUGCGUUUUACCCGAACCCGCAUUUGUCGCAAUGUUAAUCGGUAUUAUUUUUAUGUUUAUAGAUUAUCUUGAUUGUCCGUCGACGUAGUCGUCGUAUAUCGGCGAAUUAAGAUAAUAAAUUGUUAUUCGAAAUAUUGUACAAACAGCGACCAAAAUCAGUCGCUCCGCACCCGCCUUUUGCUACGGUCGUAAAAAUAAUACGUACAACUUAAUAAAUAUUAAAUUAUUUUGUAAUAAUUGCGUUUAUUCUGUGUUUUUACUUGUUAAUUUUAAGCCAGAAUGGCUCUCAGCAAACCAAUUACGUCGAAAUUGAAAGAACGUUCUCGGACAUUUCACGAAGAAUGGGAGAUGCAAUAUUGCUUUACUGAAAGCAAAGCAUUGAAGCCCAUAUGUCUUAUUUGCUCCACUACGAUUGCCGUCGCCAAAAAAUAUAAUUUAGAACGGCAUUUUAAACAAAAUCAUUCAAGUAUUAAUAAAAACUACCCGGAAGGAAGUUCUCUAAGAGCUGAGUUUAUAAAGAAGAAAAAAAAAGAAAUAUUUGGUCAGCAGAAUUUAUUUGUAAAAAAAUUUGAUGAACUCGAAUCUAUGGUAAAAACAUCAUAUGAGAUAUCUUUACUUUUAGCCAAAAAUAAAAAGCCUUUUUCUGAUGGGGAAAUUAUUAAAGAGGCUUUAUCAAUUUUUUCUAAUAACUGUAAUGAUAAAAAUAUAAAAACUAAAGCAGACGGUAUUUCACUUUCGAGAAAUACUGUAACAAGACGAGUAGAGGAGAUGUCAAACGAUAUUAGCAACCAAAUAACACAAACCGUAACGAAAUAUUUAUUAGAGCUCAGCCAGUUGGAAACUACAAGUACCGGAAGAGACAUAUUUAUGAAAAUCAAGGAAUGUGUCGACAGAAAAGGUAUAGCAUGGGAAAAAAUUAAUUCUGUUUGUACUGAUGGAGCACCCGCUAUGACGGGAAAAAUAAAUGGUUGUGUGGCCUUGUUAAAACAGUUCUUAGGCCGGGAAUUAUUUUCAUAUCAUUGUAUCAUCCAUCAGGAAGCUUUAUGUGCCAAAGAUAUGAAGUUUAAUGAUGUUAUUGAUCCUGUAGUACGCUGUAUUAAUUAUAUCCGAGCCAAAGCUCUUCAUCGAAGACAAUUCAGGGUUUUAUUUGAAGAAGAAAUCAAUGAAUUCGGUGAGUUACAUUUGUAUUGUGCUGUCCGCUGGUUAUCUAAGGGUGAAAUGCUGAAACAUUUUUUUCUUUUGCGGAGAGAGGUCUUGCAAUUUUUAGUAGAAAAGCAGGCAAUGCCUGAUGAGCGAGAUUUACUUGAAAGUGAAUCAUGGUUAUGCGAUCUUGCGUUUUUAAUAGAUAUUACACAGCACCUCAACAUACUUAACUGGAAGCUGCAAGGGAAGGACUGUUCGUUACCAAUAAUGUUCAAUUUGGUUUAUGGAUUUAAAGCGAAACUCUCCCUUUUUUUGACAAAUUUGACUAGAAAUAAUAUCGAUCAUUUUCCUACGCUUGUAGAUAUAAGAGGAAAACUAGAAAAUACUUCACCUGACAUCUCGAAAUAUCAAACACAAAUUCAAUUAUUGUUGCAGUCUUUUGAGAACAGAUUUCAGGAUUUUGAGAAGGACAAAAAUAAUAUUUUGUUUUUCAUGAACCGAUUUUCAAUCACUUUUAGUGAAAUACAAAAAUAUUCAUGCAAUAUCCAGUUGGAAAUCACAGAAAUUCAAAACCACGUUUCCUUGAAGCAGAUAUUUACCGAAAUUGUAUCAUCACAACCACAACUGCAGUCUUCAGAAAAUGUAUUAAAAUUUUGGAAAUUAGUACCAAAAGAAGACUUUCCUGCAACGUGUGAUCUUGCCUUGCAGAUUUCAAGCAGAUUUGGAUCAACAUAUAUUUGCGAAAAAGCUUUUUCUACUCUAACCUAUGUCAAAAAUAAAUAUCGUAGUUCGUUAACUGCGCCUCAUAUUUCAGAUUUGAUGUUGUUAUCAACAUCAGAUUUAUCACCAGAUAUUGAAAAAUUAUUAGCUAAUAAGUCUCUUCAUAGGUCUCACUGAUGUUUUUUUUUAAAUAUUAUUAAAAAUUAAAACAUGUGAAAUUUAGAAUGUUGUUUAAUUUAAAUACCUAUUUGUUCUAUCUAAUUAAGUAUCUAUUGAAAAUAGAAUUUUAGAUGAAUUAUAAGUGUAAGAAAAUCUUGUUCAUAACAUGGCCCACCAGCUAAAUGUAAUUGCAAUUAUAGCCCGCUUCCAAAAUAAAUUGGGCACCCUUGGUAUAGAGUGUGAACUUUCAGCCCAUGGUUCUAAAAUCUGCAUUACAGUGGCGCACACAGGAUUUUUUUUUUGGGGGGGGGG
Sipha flava (yellow sugarcane aphid) is the source of this 2683-nucleotide messenger RNA. RefSeq names its product general transcription factor II-I repeat domain-containing protein 2B-like. Gene Ontology annotation, molecular function: protein dimerization activity. The transcript is spliced from 2 exons. The record is from RefSeq and is a predicted model, not a curated record. Lineage: Eukaryota; Metazoa; Arthropoda; Insecta; Hemiptera; Aphididae. Bases 629 to 2389 code for a protein of 586 amino acids.